Odontomachus brunneus is the source of this 2636-nucleotide messenger RNA. It is a transcript of the gene mts, whose product is annotated as serine/threonine-protein phosphatase 2A catalytic subunit alpha isoform. The coding region runs from base 224 to 1153 and encodes 309 amino acids. Gene Ontology annotation, biological process: mitotic cell cycle; peptidyl-serine dephosphorylation. The record is from RefSeq and is a predicted model, not a curated record. Gene Ontology annotation, molecular function: protein serine/threonine phosphatase activity. Lineage: Eukaryota; Metazoa; Arthropoda; Insecta; Hymenoptera; Formicidae. Gene Ontology annotation, cellular component: cytosol. The transcript is spliced from 7 exons.
UGACGUCAUCGCGCCAGCGCUCGGCGUUCGGCCAUUUUGUUGAAUGAGCGCUCGCUCUUACGGGGUAUUUGUGUUGCGGGGCUCUCGGCCAGCGGCGAAAAACCCGAAUGAUUUAGUUUCGCGAAGGUAGAGGGGUACGUUCGGCGUCGGAUUACAUGUGCUAAGGAGCGUACGGUAUUGCACACACGCGUGAAUUGUCCGUGCAGGCGGCCGUCGCGGUACGAUGGAGGAGAAGGCGUCGCUCAAAGAGCUCGACCAGUGGAUAGAACAAUUAAACGACUGCAAACAACUGACAGAAAGCCAAGUGAAAACUCUCUGCGAUAAGGCGAAAGAAAUCUUAGCUAAGGAAUCAAAUGUACAAGAAGUAAAAUGUCCUGUGACAGUAUGUGGAGAUGUUCAUGGGCAGUUCCACGAUUUGAUGGAACUGUUUAGAAUAGGUGGCAAAUCACCCGAUACAAACUAUCUUUUUAUGGGUGAUUAUGUAGACCGUGGCUAUUAUUCGGUCGAAACUGUCACUCUGCUUGUAGCUCUUAAGGUGAGAUAUCGAGAGAGAAUAACCAUCCUGCGAGGCAACCAUGAAUCCAGGCAAAUCACACAGGUGUACGGAUUUUACGACGAGUGUUUACGUAAAUACGGCAACGCCAAUGUGUGGAAAUUCUUUACGGACUUGUUCGAUUACCUACCACUGACAGCAUUGGUCGAUGGUCAAAUAUUUUGUUUGCAUGGUGGUCUGUCACCGUCCAUUGACACUUUAGAUCACAUACGUGCUCUAGAUCGCCUUCAAGAAGUGCCACACGAAGGUCCCAUGUGCGAUCUACUUUGGUCAGAUCCAGACGACAGAGGAGGGUGGGGUAUUUCACCCCGUGGUGCAGGAUAUACAUUCGGUCAAGAUAUUUCCGAAACGUUUAACCACUCCAACGGGUUAACGCUUGUAUCACGAGCCCACCAGUUGGUUAUGGAGGGUUAUAAUUGGUGUCAUGACCGCAAUGUUGUGACUAUAUUUUCUGCACCUAAUUACUGUUAUCGUUGCGGAAAUCAAGCUGCGAUUAUGGAAUUGGAUGAUGCUUUAAAAUAUUCAUUCCUACAAUUUGAUCCAGCACCAAGACGUGGAGAACCACAUGUUACCAGGCGAACGCCAGACUACUUCCUCUAAGGGGUUUAAGCUUCAGGGCUAGGUCUCAAGAAAGUGAAGCACUCACCGCUAUCCUGCUUAGAACAAAAGUAAUCCGACGCACGUUUCAUGCAUAGAUAUUUCAGCUUCUCGUACGUGUAAAAGGAUAAUCCAGCAUACGGUAUUAUCGCUAUCACAUUCGGUAAAUAUCCUCUGUAUAAUGCACGAAAACCGCCUUCCUAAAACAUUUGAUAGCGUCAUGUAUGUUAAUGCGAUAUGAAAAACCGAAUAGAUUACUCGGGAAUUCGUAAUGAGUUUUUUUUUCUUUUUUUUACAUGGACACUAUCACAAUCAGUGAUGGGUGUAUGUGUGUGUCGCAAGAUCCAUGUAAAUUUAACAUUAUCUUAGGAAGAACCUAACCUUUCCUUGCAAUCAAUUUGCAUUUUACCUGUCGGAAAAUCUUUGUAGCAACAUCGGAUAUUCCAGUGUAAAAUGUGUCGCCGUUGCUUAAAAAGGCUAGCCUCGCUCUAAUCAUGUCGAGCGGAUAUGUGAUUGUAGCUGCUGUGACACCUCCAGCAGCUCCAGCCAAGAAUCGAUCAAUGUGCGAAUAUUGCCCGAACGACCCUCCUAAAUACUGAAAAGAAUUACGUGAACAUUAAUAUCAAGAUACGUAACAAUUAUACUAAUAAUUAAUACAUAUGAUUGUUUUAUUAUUCUUUUUCCGAAUAUGUCAUUUUUAGUAUUUUAAUACAAAUUUGGGUUAUUCAACAAACUCAAUAAAAAUUUGGUUUAUUCAACGAACACUUAAAAUGAAAUAGGUGCUUCAAUUUUAUUUUAAUCUCACUCUACAAACUGCUCUCUACAGACUGCACUCUGCAAUUGAUAUUUUCUUGUCUUUUUAUAGCCACUUUACAUUUUAACUACUUUAAUUACUUGAUUACUAAUUUGAUUUUUUUAUACUUGAAUAUAUCUAUGUAAAUUAUAUGUGUAUAAAUUGCCAGACAUAUUAAAUUGCAUAUUUCCAUCUUACUUAAUUUUGUUAUCUAUCUACUUUUUUUAUCUGACAGAAAUUACAUAGCACAGAAGGUACAAAAUAUUCGUUUGAUUAAUUUAUUUAAGAGAUUUCCUAUAAGAAAAACUUUGUUUCUUUUUUCCUUUUUACCUUUUUAUAUAUUUCAUACGCUGUAAAUUGUCCUGCCGCGUAAGGAACGACUCUAACCAUUUGUACAAAAUUGCCUUUAUACAGAGCAUAGAACCCUUCGUUUUGUACAAUCUGCUUUAACCCUGAGAAAACGCCUGCACAAAUGACAAAUAUGUAUGAUGCUAAAUUUGAUAAUAUUUUACUAUAUCUUUCGCUAGAGAAAAGUCUUAAAAUUCUCACCUAAAUGUUUAUAAUGCUUAUGCUGUGCUUGCAAUAGAAUUUUUAUCCUGUCCAAUGGUGCCACAGCUGUUUUUGAACAUAUGCCGGCAAUACCUGCAAUUUUCAUACAUAUCGCUAUAUUAAAAAAAAAAAAAAAAAAAAAAA